Molecule: messenger RNA, 375 nt
Organism: Aaosphaeria arxii CBS 175.79
Lineage: Eukaryota; Fungi; Ascomycota; Dothideomycetes; Pleosporales
Exons: 1
Coding region: 69-272 (67 amino acids)
Source: RefSeq, a predicted model, not a curated record
CGCAGAAUCUUUGCGAUCGUAAAGGACAAGGCCUGACCUGGUCACAACUACCUUACAUAGAAUCUGAAAUGAUAUUAAGAAAUGUUAACAAGAGAUUGGUGGAAGAAGGAAUUCCUGAAGUCACAGAGGAUAUCCUUCGAUGGCGCAUGUCCAACGCAUUCAAGAAGAUAAGUAGGUAUGUACAUCUAUCCUGCAAGCCUCCUCUGAUGAAUGUAGAUCCUAGACCACCAAAUCUACCAACCCUGCCCUACGAUCCAACUAGAUCUAACUAGCAAGCCAUGCCGAUUUCGUCUUUGUGACGCCCGGAGGAGAACAGAUGGUAGCUAGAGAUGGUAGCUAGAGAUGGUAGCUAGAUACAUUGCUUUUUAAGUCACC